Messenger RNA from Ostreobium quekettii, 780 nucleotides. NCBI's taxonomy places the organism in Eukaryota, Viridiplantae, Chlorophyta, Ulvophyceae, Bryopsidales, Ostreobiaceae. The record is from the annotation of a GenBank genome assembly.
AUGGGGAGCGCUGCCCUGUACCACCUGGCCAAGGCGAAGUUCAAGGUGUUGGGACUUGACAAAUUUGGGCCCGGCCACAAGAAAGGCUCCUCUCAUGGGGACACACGCAUAAUUCGAAAGGCAUACCAUGAGCAUCCCUCCUACGUCCCAUUGUUGAAAGAGUCUACUCGCCUUUGGCGGGAGCUGGAGGGAGAAACAGGGCAGCCUCUGCUGCACAACACUGGCUGCCUUUCCAUCGGAGAUGCGUGCAAGCCUGCAAGGGAUGCUGCUGUCAAGCAUGGACUCGACCAUGUGUUGCUGUCGGGACGGGAAGUCAACAGGCAGUACCUUGGGUACAACCUCCCAGACGACAUGCCAGCCUUGUAUGAGGCGGGUGCUGGAAUAUUGGAAUCAGAAAAGUGCAUCGCAGCACACUGCGAAGUGGCCAAGUCAGCAGGCACUGAACUGCGGUGGGAAGAUGGCAUGACUGCAUGGAAGGCCGAUGGAAGUGGAGUCCAGGUGACCACCACCAAGGGAGGGACAUACCUGGCAAGUCGCCUGGUGCUGUGCUGCGGAGCAUGGAUUGGUGAAGUGGUGCCCCAGUUGAAGACAGUUUGCAUUCCCGAGCGUCAGGUUGUAGCCUGGUUUGACACUCAGGACGAUCCCCGAUUUGCUUUCGGCGCGUUUCCAGUAUGUAUGAUGAUUGAUGGAGGGCCAUCUCGCUCGUGCUAUGCCUUUCCAAAUUUUAGAAAAUCAGGUGACGAUUAUGGGUGGUCAAGAGGCGUGAAGGCCGAAGCCUAA